AUGAGACUCUUCACUUGGCCGUCGUAUCGACCACGCCUGGCUGCGAACGAGGACGGCGACCGGGGCCGUUUGGUUGCUGACCGGUAUGGGCCUAGGUCAGGGGUGGCCGCUCCCUGUUUAGCGCAGCCACUCAUGAUCAGCCUCAUGGACAAACAACGGGGUCGUACGGAUCGUACCGACUCCGCGCUCUCGGGUGAAGGCAAACAAAACCGCGCAGCACCCUGGGAUGCAACUGAUGUGCUGUCUGAGACUCGAAACAAAUCUCUGCAGUGGCAACUUUUUCCCGCAACAAUCAACGUUGAAGACAGACUUCUGACUCCCGAAUACUCCUUGCCAUGCGGUCUCAUCCAUCCUCCGCCACCGUGGGAAGACAUUCCAAAACUGUUCGAUGCCCUAGCACCGCCUCAACUCGCCACCGCCGACAGCCUCUACGUGUACAGGGAAGCAGGUUCCGGAUCCGAAAGAGCAGGACAGGUCACGGCCGGAGAUGAUGAAGAGUACAUUCCUCUACCUCUCUACACCCAAAUCCGCGGCCCAUCGUAUCAGUCUUGGCAAAGCCCGGCCGACUACCGCAAGCCGCUAGCUGAUGGAGCGAUGGCAUUGGUGACCUUCAUUCUCCCCGCUUAA
Molecule: messenger RNA, 627 nt
Organism: Trichoderma aggressivum f. europaeum
Lineage: Eukaryota; Fungi; Ascomycota; Sordariomycetes; Hypocreales; Hypocreaceae
Exons: 3
Coding region: 1-627 (208 amino acids)
Source: RefSeq, a predicted model, not a curated record